This is a messenger RNA of Colletotrichum acutatum, 450 nucleotides long. RefSeq lists its product as uncharacterized. NCBI's taxonomy places the organism in Eukaryota, Fungi, Ascomycota, Sordariomycetes, Glomerellales, Glomerellaceae. The transcript has 3 exons. The coding region runs from base 1 to 450 and encodes 149 amino acids. The record is from RefSeq and is a predicted model, not a curated record.
AUGUCUGGCACCAAACUGCAGGCUUUGGCCAGUCUAUUCAUGAUCCGAAAGACGUCUCUGGAGGUGCAGACUGGGCACGGGCGCUACGCACCAUUUCUCGGCCGAUGUCUGCAGCGUCAUGCAGUUUCGAGCCCCCGUGAUUGGCUGCUUUCGUCCGAAGCCGUGGUCUGGACCCCCAUUGCACUGCAUAUCACCUCAACCUCCUUCCAUGCAUGGCCAAAGCGUGGAGUAUCUAGGCGUUCCGGAGAAGCCACGAAGUACCAGCCACGCGGGUUCCAACUAAUCUUUUGCAAUGUAAUGAGUGUGAACAGCACCACUACUGCUUCAUGCCCAUAUAUGAAGACAUACCUCUAUCCAUUGAUGCUGGCAAAUGCAUACAGGGAACGUUGCUGGGUCAUUGCUCCCCUGAACUUCCCUGAUAUGGCAAUGUUUCGACCUCGCGAUGGAUAG